GACUGUGUGUGGCCUAGCCAUCUAGGAUGAAGUGGAACCUGUUCAAGAAGAAGCCUGAAGCCAUGGUCGGACCGGAGCCCACCGGGGCCGCUGUCUUAACUGUUGCCCCUGGCCCCGUGGCCUCCACUGCAGCUGACAACUCCACAGAGGCCGUCAAGAACGGCGACUUUGAUGACAUCAAGAAUAAGUUCCUCAAUGAGAUCGACAAGAUCCCAUGUGAGUGCCUGUCUGGUGAGAGCCUGGUCUGGACGUUGCACAGCAACUAACACCCAGACCUGUCCAGAUGAGAUUGCAUGACUUUUAUUGAUAAUACUCUAAAAACAAUGGCUUUGGAAUUACACUGAACAAAAAUAUAAACGCGACAUGUAAAGUGUUGGGCCCAUGUUUCAUGAGCUAAAAUAAAAUAACCGAGACAUUUUACAUAAGCACAAAAAGCUUAUUUCUCUCAAAUUUUAUGCACACAUUUGUUUACAUCCCUGUUAGUGAGCAUUUCUCCUUUGCCAAGAUAAUCCAUCCACCUGACAGGUGUGGUAUAUAAACAAGCUGAUUAAACAGCAUGAUCAUUGCACAGGUGCACCUUGUGCUGGGAACAAUAAAAGGCCACUCUAAAAUGUGCAGUUUUAACACACAACACAAUGCCAAAGCGUGCAAUUGGCAUGCUGACUGCGGGAAUGUCCACCAGAGCUGUGCCAGAGAAUGUAAUGUUAAUUUCUCUACCAUAAGCCGCCUCCAAUGUUGUUUUAGAGAAUUUGGCAGUACAUCCAAAUAGCCUCACAACCGCAGACCACCUGUAUGGCGUCGUGGGGGUGAGCGGUUCGGGAUGCUCUGGAUCCACGUGUACGACAGCAUGUUCCAGUUCCCGCCAAUAUCCAAAAACGUCGCACAGCCAUUGAAGAGGAGUGGGACAACAUUCCACAGUCCACAAUCGACAGCCUGAUCAACUCUAUGCGAAGGAGAUCUGUCGCGGUGCACGAGGCAAAUGGUGGUCAAACCAGAUACUGACUGGUUUUCUGAUCCAUGCCCCUACCUUUUUUUUAAAGGUAUCUGUAACCAACAGAUGUAUAUCUGUAUUCCCAGUCAUGUGAAAUCCAUAGAUUAGACCACAAUUAAAUCAUUUCAACUAACAGAUGUAUAUCUGUAUUCCCAGUCAUGUGAAAUCCAUAGAUUAGACCACAAUUAAAUCAUUUCAACUGACUGUUUCCUUAUUUGAACUGUAACUCAGUAAAAUCUUUGAAAUUGUUGCAUGUUGGGUUUAUAUUUUUGUUCAGUAUAGAUCUGUUCUACCCCUGAAGGCAUUGACGUCCACUUUAUGCCCUUAUUAUGUAUCGAUCAGGAGGUAUCGUUGCUAAUAGCAUUCUCUAAUAUGCACCAAAUCUAAUUAUUAACAAACAAAAAAAAUUGUUAUCCUGCGGUGUAUUUGUUUGUGUGCGUUUGUGUAUGUGUCUGUGUAUCUUAGUGCCAUCAUGGGCCAUCAUCGCCAUUGCAGUGGUAGCCGCUACCCUGAUUCUCACUUGCUGCUUCUGCAUCGUUAAGAAGUGCUGUUGCAAGAAGAAGAAGAACAAGAAGGGCAAGAAAGGGAAGGGUGAAAUGGGCAUGGCGAACAUGAAAGGAGGAGAGGUAUGUUCAACCCGGGGGGAGGGGGGGAUAAUUGUAUAGUUAUAAAUCAGAAUAAAUACGUUGUGAACAAACACCCAACUUAAAGCUGUUCUUUAUUUAGAAUAUUUUCCAAUAGCAGCAUAGAGGACCUAUUGUCCUCUAAUUGACAACCACAUCACCCAGUGGAUGGCAUGGUGAAAAUAGAGCCAUUUCUAGCCAUUUAGAAUUCAUAACAUUUCACAUAUUUAGUAAGUCAUUUAGCCCAUCAUUGAACUGUCAAAAUCUCUAGAAAAGAACCCCCCUUCCUUCUUCAUUUCUUGUUGUUAUAUAUUGUAUUUGUCAGAGAUGUUAGUGGUGUUUUCUGUUGUGCUUUGGGACCUGGGUGAGAAAUGACACAGCUGAGCUCUUUUACAUGGGCGAAUUAUACUACUGUUGAUGGAAUAUAUAAUUCUUACCAAUUAGCACAGAAUUGCCACGCCAAAAUUCAAAUUGUAAACAGCCCGUAGUGGCAUUGUGGGGCUAAAUGUUCUACUCUAGUACACAAUCGAUCAUUUUAUAAAUUACAUUUUGGGUCAAUUGAACAUUCUUCAACAACAACAGUAAUAUCCAAAAACUGAUGGAGUUCAUUAAAACACAAGGCCCCUAGCUUAGAGCUAUUUUCAGUGGGGUUCCAGCACUGUGUCAUUUUUCCUGUCCUAUAGUGUAGUUGUUGACUUUGCCUCUGCUCUAAUUUCCCUCUCUGGUGUCUGCUGUGAGUUCAAUCUCUUCCUUUCUCCCUGCUCUCCUCCUUCCUGCUUUGUGUCUUAUGUGUGCUUCGUGUAUCUUGACUCUGGUGGACUUCUCUGCCUACGGUAGGUCUGACGGCACGAGGCGCCCCUCUCUGGCCGCUCUGUGUAAGCGUAGGGCAGUGGGAGAGGUGGGGGUGGGCUGGGCUUGUGGAAGGGGAUUGGCGAUUAUUACAAUGGGUGCUAUGGCUUUCUUAGUCUUGCAAGCUUAGGUGCUGCGGGUGCUUGAGGGUGUAGCUAUGGGAGCGAUUAAGCUGCUUCGCAAAGUCCACUGAUUUGAUAUGCUGCCACACCGACUGCCAUGAUGAUGUCUUGAGUAUCCAUGGAGAGGUUGUAAUUUGGGAAAAAGAUAAAACAAACAAACUAUAAGACCUCUGAAAGUGGAAAUGUUUGAAAUGGUUUUGAAAUGAACGUGAAACUCAUCCUACGGUUGAGCCUCUGAAUGAUGAUGAGUGCACUGAGGCAACCCACUAGAGUUCACUAACAUGCAUGUGCAAAGGGUGAGGUUGGCUAUUGUCAAAUAAUGGGGGAAACUUUACCUCACUGAGAUCUUUGAACAUGUUUCCACAAUCGUAUUACCUAAUCAAGCACAUUAUUGUUCAUAGUCUCUUACAGUAACUAUAAUACUAGUCUUGUCCAUGCUCUGCUUUCAGUGUGAAAUUCAUACGUCAUUUCUACGUCCUAAAUUCAGUUGUGCAAACAUGCUCAGAGAUCAAGGUGAGACAAAGUGGUUUGUAUCUCUUGACAAAGACCAACACAAGCCCUUUCAGUAGGUACCCACGGGGGGCCAGUAUGAAAAAUGUAUGCACUCACUAAUUGUAAGUCGCUCUGGAUAAGACCGUCUGCUAAAUGACUAAAAUGUCAAAAAAUUUACCAUUGAAUGGCCACAACUUGACUUGAGAGUAACUAUCCUGGAUGACCCAUGAUGCUGCUGACCAAUUAGGUUUUAGUCAACGUUUCCCUUUCUCCCUGGAGCAGUGGUGUUAGUGGUAAAAAAUGGUGGGUCAGAAAGUUUGCCUACUGGUAAUAAUGUGAGCCACAUUUGAAUUAUCUUUAGACAGCAUGAUUCAAAUUGAAACCCCGGUACUUCAAUUGGCUGCCUACAGUUUGAUUUCAUAAUUCCUUGCAGAAUGUGAGCUCACAAAUGAAAAGUUAUCAUAGUUAUGACAAUUGGGACAUACCUUCGGACAUGCCUUUCUGUAAUAUUUGAAUCCCAUUGCAUGUAUGGAAUGAUUUAGACUGGAGCUCUCCAUUAUAGCAUGACUUCUCAUUGAUGUGCAAUUUUCACGUACGCUAAGAAAAAAGGGUUCCAAAAGGGUUAUUUGGCUGUCCCCAUAGGAGAACCCUUUUUGGUUCCAGGUAGAACCCUUUUUGAUUCCAGGUAGAACCUUCUGUUGAAAGGGUUCUACAUAGAACCCAAAAGGGUUCUUCAAAGGGUCCUCCUAUGGGGACAGCCGAAGAACCCUUUAAGGUUCUGGAUAGCACUUUUUUUCUAAGAGUGUACACAGAGUUUUUCAGGAUUGCAAAGCAUGCAAUCUUGACUACCAAAAUGAUUACUGACAUUGAUACAUUACUUUAAUGCACAUCAGGAGUCAUUAUUGAGACUGAAAACAACUGAGUCGUUUCAUUUACAUUAUAUAAAGACUACUGUAUUCACCUGCAUUGCUUGGCCUGGCAUGCUCAAAUGCAAAGCAUUUACCACAACUAAUGUACAGAAUGCCACUAUAAGGAGAAGGUGAGUGUUUGUGUGUGUGUGUGUGUGUGUGUGAGUGUGUGUAUGUGUGUGUUUGCACGUGCGUUUGAGGAGUGGGUGAGUUUUUAUGCAAGCCUGCAUGCGAGAGAGUGAGUGUGUGUGGGUGUGCAUGUGUGCUUACGUGUACUUGUUGUUGGUUAAAUGUUUGCUCAGUUGAUGUGAGGUAUAUACAGUAUGUAAGGCUGUGUAUGCAAGGGUGAAUAUAGUAUGUAGAUUAAAGUGUGUCUGUGUGAAUGUGAUAGUAAUUGGGUGGGUGGGUGUUUGUGUAUGUGAAUGGGUGUCUUGGUUUUAGAAUACAACAUAGAAUGAGCCACAGACUGCCCCGGUUCCUCUUCCAGGGUAAGCUCUGCGGUGAAUAGCAUGGCACUACUAAUUUACAUUAUUGAGUAAUGUAUGUGUCGUGGACAAUAUUUAAAAAAUGCAUUAGAAGGUAGGCAACAAAAUCCCUUAAAAGGGUCAGUAAUUCUACCAUGACGUCAUGGUUAGCUAUUUGGCAAUUUAUAUUAUCAUAUGAACUAACACUGGGAUUUGUAAAUGUUCCAUAUAACUAGAGAUACUGUACAAUACAUCUGUAACAAACAAUGUGUAUCAGCAGGAGUUAUUAGCUCAUAUCUGCUGUAGAUUAGUGUUGAUUUUUCAGUAAUUAAAGUAAUUACGAUGAUUAUGUCAGUGGAGGUGUAAUCUUAGACAGUAAUAGUGCAAACAGAUUUUUGGGAGGUUGGAGUGCAGUUAGGGUUAUUAUUUCUUAUUAGAGGGCAACAAGGAGAAAACAGAAUACAAUUAUUGUAUUGUUUCUGUAGACUUUGACACAAACCAUUAUCAAUAUCAAAGUGCCAGGAUUUGCAGCAGGAACAAAAACAUUUGUCCUGCCUGGGGCUACCCCUGUAGCAAACCUCGACUACAUAUUGACUGUUUUACUGUCCUUUUUUUCCUUUUUACAUUCAGUAUAUCUAUCUCUUUCUCUCUUCUGUAAACAAUGAAUUAUGAAUAUAGAGUGCAAAAGCAAAAUGGUGUCACUCAAGGAAUGGUGAAAUCAAGUCAUGUUGCAACCAAGGUCAUCGAUGAAAAGAUGAGAUGUGCACUAGUAACAUCUGGGUAAACAAGCGGGGGGUAAGUGGCAGGUAGAUGGCUGCUGUAACUAACCAGACUGCUGAGAAGAACCUAUAGGUGUUUUUGACACUCUCUGUUCAAAUGUCUGACACCCACCCUGCCCCCUCCUCCCCCUUGUCAUUCUAGAAACAGGACGAUGAUGAUUAUGAUGAAGAUGAUGCUGAGACUGGCAUGACUGGAGAUGAGAAAGAGGAAGAGGUGAAGGAGAAAGAAAAGCUUGGGAAGCUUCAGUACUCCAUAGAUUACGACUUCCAGGACAACAAGGUUGGUGUUUUGACUCAAGCAGAUGGCUUUCUGACGACCCAGGAGCUUAAUAAAUAGACUAUUUUACUGUGUUGGAAAAAAGACUAAAAAAGCUAACUGCCUAAGCCUCUAGUCCAAGGUAGUUUUCCACAUGACUGCUUUAAAAAGCAAUGGACUUUUGCCAUUUGCUGAGAGUUUUUUAUCCUUCAAAAAUGCAGCUUUGAGUUGGGCCAAAAGCCAAGGACAGCUGUAAAUGUGAAUUUUCUGACACUAAAGGAUUGAUUCAACCCAUCAUUCUAUGGUUAUGCUUUCAAGAUCAAAACAGUCAAACUUUUACAAAGAUUCCAUUCCUUCUCCAUGUUACAUAUGCAGCAUAUGAAUGGAUUUCCUUGACCUGUUACGCAACAUUUUCUCCAUCAUCAUACUCUUCUGUGGAGAAUCUCUUUGUUCACUGAUACCUUGAGGAGCAAAGGCAGACAGACAGACCUCACCACACCAAAGCAUCUUUAUCAUGUUCAUCGUAAUGUGUUAUACAAGCAUAAAGUAAAGGCUUUCUUUGAUCUGUUCAAAGAAACAUCUGUUCAGAGAACUGUGGGUUGAACUGUGGGUUGUCUCUGUGGAACUGUGAGAGGACACUGUCUGGGUACAUUGAGGCUGAUUGAUCAUGUAUAGAGCAAAUUGACAGACCCUUUUUACCCUUGACCUCUGACCCCUAGCUCACAGUGGGCCUCCUCCAAGCAGCUGAUCUCCUCUCCAUGGACAGUGGAGGCACCUCUGACCCCUAUGUCAAGGUCUACGUCCUCCCAGACAAGAAGAAGCAUUUUACCACCAAGGUGCACAAGAAGACGCUGAACCCUACCUUCAAUGAGACCUUUGUCUUCAAGGUAGGCUACUGUACUUUGAUUUCUCUCUCUCUCUCUCUCUCUCUCUCUCUCUCUCUCUCUCUCUCUCUCUCUCUCUCUCUCUCUCUCUCUCUCUCUCUCUCUCUUCUCUCUCUUCUCUCUCUCUCUCUCUUCUAUAACGUAUAUCAGAAUUAUAAAGAUACAUCUAAUAGACCUAAGCUAUGAUGGAUGGCCAGACCAUAACUCCUGCCAGACAGCCAUUUACCCAAAGCCUGAUGCAUCAGCUAUUCUCUCUCUCUCAUCUGAUACAUCUGCUGGGCUGGUAUUUCAGAUAACACCUCAUAAUGGAGAUUCCCCAGUCCACUGCAGACUCCCUGCAUCUGAUACCAACUAGCUUCCACCAUUGAAUCUCCUCUGCCGAUUAUGGAGUCAGAGCCUAGACUUGCAUUUGUAGAUGCUCAGAUGCUGGACAUGUACUGUAUAUCAUAAAUCCAUAUCAUAUAAAGCUAUCUUAUGAAUUCCAUUUAUCUGGUCAUAUCUGAAGUUCAAAGAAAUGAUCCGAUAUUGCAUUUCAAAGAAUGAAUUACAAACUAUUCUUCAGAUAUUGUGUAACUACUGUCUAAUGUAUACGGUGUAUUUUAGACUCUAAUUCCAGCAAGCAUAAAUAGCCUCAAGCUUCCCAUUUUCAGAAUCUAAUUAAAGCUAUAGUCUGUUCCCAUGUGCUUUAAUUUAUGUUAUUUUUAUUGUGUGUCUGAGUGUUUGUGUGUGUCUCUGUGUGUGUGUGUGUGUGUGUGUGUGUGUGUGUGUGUGUGUGUGUGUGUGUGUGUGUGUGUGUGUGUGUGUGUGUGUGUAUCUGUGUGUGUGUGCAUCUGUGUGCAUUAGAAAGAGAGCAGUAGUAUAGACUAGUCUAGCUGGAGAAUGCGAUUGGAAAUCAGAGCUUGGCCGGUGAUGAAGCAUAGCCUUAGAAACCCCAGAGCUGACCUGAGCAGAGCAGAGCAGAGGAGGGGAUAGUUAAAGGAGAACGCCACCUCUCUCCCUCCUGUCUGAGUGCUGACACAGCUCUCUAUGAGAAAGGGAUCAAACCUGCUAUACCUUCCAAAGGAUAGGACAGGACUGUACUGUUCAGUUCUGCUGAAUGAGCAGCACACCAUGCAGGCUGGCUCUGGCCCUCUGUUCCUCUUCUCCCACUAAUCAUCCCCAUGCGCCCAUCACUUCUCUGGGGACACAGAGAGAGAGAGAGAGCAUCUGCUCCCACUGCAGGGAAAUACAGCCCAGACCCAUUAUAGAGAUGACCAAAGAGGUCUAAGAUACUCUGCCCUCAUUUAAUGGCUAUUCAUAUUCAGGUUUCUGUAUACAACUCCAAAUUGUGAGAUUCUUUGGAUGCUACAUACAGCUAUUUGUGCAUGUCUGGCUCUGAUCAUUCAAGGUCAAUGUAUGUAUAUCAGGUCAAAAUAAUGCUAUGGUUGUUCCACCAAUUCGGUGCCUUUUGAGAAGUGUAACUUUGUCAAACAAAUGUUUGAUUUCACCUAAUCUUAACAUUUUGUCAUAAAUAGCACAUGGUCAACUUUAUAAAAAAAACUGUUUUCCCAUCUCAAGAGGUUAAAUUAAAAAUUGACUAUAGCAAGUGCCUAUUAAGUGCAAAUUAAAGAAACAGGGUUGACCGUAACAGGGUUGACGAUUUCAUCUUAAAUCAGCCAUAAAUCCCCUUGUAACGAGGGGAAUGGAAGCUUGUUGUGUGCAACAGGGAGUGGCAAUUGAAUGAAAGCUUCAUAAACAUUUUUGAAUUGUUAAAAAAUAUCUAACCUGUCUAUCUAUGGGUAACAGGGUUGGCAUGUUAUGCUCGACCCGCUCAGUUUUCCACCACAAAACCCCAGAAAAUGACCAAAAAGAGUAGAACCAGCUUACCUGCUUUUACACUAUGAUUAGAUGUUUAAUGUUUCUUUCGAAAACAAUAUUUAAAAAGGGAUAGUUUCACCAUAUUAAAAAUGAGAGUUCAGUUCAUGUAACAUGGUUGACCUCAAAAUGAGGGACAGACUAAAUUGAUCACUAAUCACAUUAAAUAAAUAAUAAUCUUCAAAAAUGACUUUGUCAAAGCAACCAAAUAACUAGGGCUUUACAAUGAUGGUGAAAACUUGGAGAAAUGUUGGGGUUAAGUGGGUUAAAAUCAUAGAAUCACAGAGGGUGCACGGAGGGACAUUGUAAAAUGCUGAAUUCAGGCUUUUAAUAACAGGCUUUUAAAAUGCAAUAUUGGUGCACAAUUUCUACUUAAAAUAUCAAAGGGAUGCAAAAGGCACUCUUUUCAUGGAAAGACCCUCUGUCUAAAAUAGCAUUGGCAAACCUGUUCAAAAAAACACUCCCCUCAGCUAAAAAUAAAAGGUGUUCUUGCUUCAGAGGGUAACAUUUAUAAAAGAUAGUGAUAUUAAAUGUUGAUGUUUUUUAAAAAUGUUUUUCAGAUUCCAUUCCAAGAGAUGGGUGGCAAGACUUUGGUCAUGCAGGUCUUUGACUUUGACCGCUUCUCUAAGCAUGACGUCAUCGGAGAGGUAAAACUACCCUUGCACAAACUGGACCUGGCCCAGCCACUGGAGGAGUGGAGGGACCUGGACAGUGCAGAGAAAGAAGAGGUAAAUUGGGAGGACCAUCUCCCCACUUUUAUUCAGUCCUUUGAAAUAUCAUGUUGUACAGUUCAGAACGAUGUUCAUCCUCGUAGUGUGAAUGGUUCCCUAUAUUUAGGUGUUGUUUAGUGUGAAUGGUUUCCUAUAUUUAGGUGUUGCUUAGUGUGAAUGGUCCCCUAUAUUUAGGUGUUGCUUAGUGUGAAUGGUUCCCUAUAUUUAGGUAUUGCUUAGUGUGAAUGGUUCCCUAUAUUUCGGUGUUGCUUAGUGUGAAUGGUUCCCUAUAUUUAGGUGUUGCGUAGUGUGAAUGGUUCCCUAUAUUUAGGUGUUGCGUAGUGUGAAUGGUUCCCUAUAUUUAGGUGUUGCUUAGUGUGAAUGGUUCCCUAUAUUUCGGUGUUUGCUUAGUAUGAAUGGUUCCCUAUAUUUUCUGUGUUGCUUAGUGUGAAUGGUUCCCUAUAUUUAGGUGUUGCAUAGUGUGAAUGGUUCCCUAUAUUUAGGUGUUGCUUAGUGUGAGUGGUUCCCUAUAUUUAGGUGUUGCUUAGUGUGAAUGGUUUCCUAUAUUUAGGUGUUGCUUAGUGUGAAUGGUUCCCUAUAUUUAGGUGUUGCUUAGUGUGAGUGGUUCCCUAUAUUUAGGUGUUGCUUAGUGUGAAUGGUUUCCUAUAUUUAGGUGUUGCUUAGUGUGAAUGGUUCCCUAUAUUUAGGUGUUGCUUAGUGUGAAUGGUUCCCUAUAUUUAGGUGUUGCUUAGUGUGAGUGGUUCCCUAUAUUUAGGUAUUGCUUAGUGUGAAUGGUUUCCUAUAUUUAGGUGUUGCUUAGUGUGAAUGGUUCCCUAUAUUUAUAUUUUUCCUAUGGACAAGGGCAUGCACACAAUGAGGAUGAACAUUGAGGAUGAAUAUCAUUAGAUUGAACAUUAUUACAUUGAACAUUAUUACAUUGCACAUUAUUAGAUUGAACACGUUUUGUUCUCCUUUUUACCCCCUUCUCCCAUCCCACACGCAGCAAGAGAAGCUCGGAGAUAUCUGCAUCUCUCUCCGCUACGUGCCCACUGCUGGGAAACUCACCAUCUGCAUCCUGGAGGCCAAGAACCUCAAGAAGAUGGACGUGGGAGGACUGUCAGGUAAAAUAUGGAAACAUAAUGAUCACUGUGAACAAAACAAUGGAAACAGAUGCACAGUGGAGUUUAAGCCGCCCAUACAGUAUCUCCCAUAUCCUGGUUCAAUGUGCUCCCCUUGGUCAAGGUCAACGAGACAGUACAGGACAAGGAGGCAAUACCUCUAUUCACACAGUACACCCAAAUCUAUGUUCCCAUCAGAGUGUUUCUUUGUGCAUUAUUCUGUGGUAAAGGUUAGGCUAUACAUGAAAUAGGAUCCAGUAAAACCUUGUGAAUCGACCGUGUGAUUUUGAUCUGUAUGGUGAGCUGCUGUAGGCUACAUUGCAAGCAGCCAAUCUCCAGGGCCAUUCAGUUUGCCCUCACGUGCUGACGCUGAUGUACCCAUGACCCUCCACUCCCUUCAGCUAAACUGCACUGCACCCAUCUGCUGGCAGUUUACUGCAUUACAACCACUGCUGGGUUCCUUUUGUUACUGGAGCCCUGAUGGUAAUGAAGUAUUGUGUUUUAAUGAUUGAACUCUGCUGAAACAAUGUGACAGGGACAAUAAGAUACAUCUAUUAAACUACAAAAAUACAUGUUUGUUAAUAAUCCCAAUAGCGAAUCUGCGACCAGGCUUGUUUUAAUACAUGGCUGUGUAUAUCACUCCCUCUGUGUGCAGAUCCCUAUGUGAAGAUCAACUUGAUGCAGAACGGCAAGCGUCUGAAGAAGAAGAAGACCACGGUGAAGAAGAACACUCUGAAUCCAUACUACAACGAGUCCUUCAGCUUUGAGAUCCCUAUUGAGCAGAUGCAGGUAGUGUACAGCUGGGAACAAAGCACUCAAAGACAGACAGACAGACAGACAGACAGACAGACAGACAGACAGACAGACAGACAGACAGACAGACAGACAGACAGACAGACAGACAGACAGACAGACAGACACACACACACACACACACACACACACACACACACACACACACACACACACACACACACAUUCCUGACCACAGCACAGCUGUGCUAAAACCAGAAUUAAUCAUGCCCCCUUGUGUAUCAUUGAAUUUGAUUACAGUAAUGCAAGAGUGUACAGCUGGGUGGGAACAAAGUGCCCAAAGGCAUACAUACUGUACACCAUGGAAUUAGAAUUCAAUGAUGCAAUUAUAUUCUGUAAGAUCAUUCUAAACGUCAAUAAUAUAACACUUUAUUUUUCUCAUUCCCUAGAAAAUCCAAGCUGUGGUCACAGUGCUGGAUUAUGACAAGAUCGGUAAAAACGACGCCAUCGGGAAGAUCUGGGUGGGCAGCAAGGCGACGGGCACCCAGCUGAAGCACUGGUCCGACAUGCUGGCCAACCCUCGCCGCCCCAUCGCCCAGUGGCAUCCACUGCAGCCCGAGGAGGAGAUCGAUGCUUCGCUGGCAGCCCUGAACGCCAAGAAGUAA
Messenger RNA from Coregonus sp. 'balchen', 11468 nucleotides. The record is from the annotation of a GenBank genome assembly. NCBI's taxonomy places the organism in Eukaryota, Metazoa, Chordata, Actinopteri, Salmoniformes, Salmonidae.